AUGUCUACCGAGACCCAACCGGGCGCGCUCUACACCGACUUCAACUUCCUCAGCCAUGACUCCACACCCCACAAGGUCCGCGUUAUGGUCGAUACUGGCUCCAGUCGGUCAUACAUCAGUCUCAAGACGGUCGGCCCACUUCGAGAUUCUAUCAUCAAGCUUAUCGACACCAAAAACCCCAAGACCACCACCAAGAAACCUCCCACGGAGAUCUUCAGCGGCGUUGCAGCUGAUGGUGAACUUCCCGUACUACAGCCUGUCAGUAGCUCCUCACAAGCUCAGACGACAUCUGUAUCCUCACCAAUGCCAGACCACACCACGACUACCACAACAUCAACAAUACACUCUAUUAAUGCUGAUACGACUGUCGACCCACCUCCGGUCCAACCAGCACCGACAUCUUCCUACGACCUCGCCAACUACGUGGCCGAUUACUUCACAACCAUCGUCGCCUACACCGCUGUAGGAAACCUCGCUACCCAUGACAGCGUCGCUGACUCCGACCCCUGCCCUCCCCCGGACGUGGCCGUGGACACUCUUACUGUGGUUCCGCAACCUGACGGUUCCUUCAAGCAUUAUCAUCGCCUGCCAUGGAAGUCGACCGCUCGACCUUCAACCAGUUUGGCAGGCGUACAGGCACGCACUGAAGCUCAACUCCGUCGACUCUCUUCUCAUGACCGCCAGCACUACGACGACUGCAUACAAGAUCUUCUACAACGUGGAGCCAUCCGUCGACUGCAACCAACUGAGUCACCCCAUUGGGCGAUGUGCCACUUCGGUGUUCGAGGCCAUGCACUCUCAACCACACCACUUCGCCCAGUCUUCACUGGCACUCAAAUCGGGAAGUUUUUACUACGGCCCAAGGGUAAUGUCACCAUCAACGUAAUCAACCCCCUACUUCUGCUGAGAACCAACCUCCACUACCACAUUGAAGAUCUGUCGAAGGCCUUCUACUCUAUGUACGUUUUCGCCGAUGAGGAAUUGUGGUUGUGCUUCUGGUAUCGUCGUGCGUGGCAUUGCUUCACGAAGUGCCCUAUGGGGAUCGCUCCAUCAACUGGUUUCCUGGCUACGAGUAUUGAGACCAUCUUGACCGACUUACAACGCCACCAUUAUGCUCGCCCUAUCCCAACUAUCACCCAUGUUGAUGACAUAACCCAGGUCUUCCGAUCAAAGGAAGAGAGAGAGGACACCCACGACCUCAACGUCAAACACUUUGGUAACCACAACUUUCACAUGAACAGUCCCAAACGUAUAACUGAUGACUCCAGGCGAGAACGUGCCCUCGGGGUCUGGAUUGAUGAGAACGAUGCCAUCACGCUCUACUCCAUCCCACCACUUGGUAACUUCGACUCCACUGACUACGACCCCGUGAAAGGUAGGAGACCCUCUUGGCCAGCAGAUGACGUCGAUCUCGGCAACGGCAACGCCCCCUCCGAACCUCUUACUGUACAACAGGCGUUCUCCUACGUGUGCGGUUGUUAUGAUCCACUGGGUCUCGCAGCCGAAACCACUACUAGACAACGCAUACUUCUGCGGCAAACCUUGGCGCUCGGUCUCACCAACAAUGACAUAGUGCCUACUGAGAUCUCCGCACAACUACUACAGUGCCGACGACAUCUAUGCAAUAUGAAACCACAGCCUCGAUACGUCACUCCCUACCUCGACGCCAAUUCCAACCCUAUCUACUUCGCCUGUGUUGAUGCUUCAUCACAAGCUGUGGGACUUACUAUCACUGCUCGAGGCCAUGACCGUGUUAUUGCUCACAGCCUUCUUGUACCCCGAUCUAAGGCCCUGUGGACUGUGGUUCGUCUCGAACUGCAAGCAAUCAUUCUGUCCAUCCCCUAUAUUGACCAAUUCGUUGACGCCUUCAAGCACAACGACAAACUCCCUCGUAUCAUCAUAUGCUCUGACAGCCUCGUUAAUGUCCAGAGACUCAACUCUAUCCGUGAACCCUCCGGCGACUUGAACAACUGGGACAAGUCCAACAUCCACAAGGCCCGACAGCUCCUGAAGCAACGUGGCUACCAACUAUGCCAUCUCAAAGGCACUGCAAAUCCUGCGGACCCCAUCUCCAGAGGACUGCCUGUUCAACUACGAUGUGACACUGAACCCAAGUACUAUGAUUCCACCUAUCUUCAGAAGUGGAUCAUCAACGUCGUUGACAGCACCCACAGCGCCACUGCUCCACCAUGUACGGUCACCUCUACUAAUGUCACCUCCAACGACGCCAACGACGCAGAAGGCGACAACACCAACAACCAAGACAACCCUGUUGUUGUAUCACUUCCACAAGUGGGAUACUCCGUUGAUGUCCUCAAGGAAGCCCAGCACUCGGAUCCCCACAUUAGUGCCAUCAUUGCUUCUCUCGGUAAUCGUCAACAGCUUCUCAACCUCAGGGUUCAGCUGAAAUACUACUUCCUCGACUCUGAUGGAUUACUCCGAUAUUAUCCUCACCACGAGAAACUACCCCGACUACAAACUGACUGCCCGGUCGUCAUUCCAAGUAGCGGUGCGAGAGCUCUAUGGUCACGUCUUCACGAAGCACACAAUCACCCUGGUAGUGGCUCUGGUCUACGCCGACUACAACGACUGGUCAUAUGGCAUCGGAUGCCGAGGGAUGUUCGACGCUGGACUUCUCAGUGUAUUAUCUGCCUCCGUAGCCGAAGAGAACGCCAGGCUAGGAACACUGUCAACCAGUUCCGCAUCAAGAGCACAAGACCCCUUGAAGUCAUCAACAUAGAUUACUGUGGCCCAUACCAUGGAACAAGCGGUUCUCCGGUGGCCUUGGUCGCAGUAUGUGCUGCUACUGGCUUCGUUUACGGUCGACUUCUCCCAGAUCGGAAGCUCUCUACCUUGAUACAUUAUCUCUUCCUUCUGUUCAACGAGAACGGUUAUCCGUCCAUUCUAUGCUGUGACCGAGAUAGCACUAUUCUGGCAGCAGUGAACCACCUGGCUUCAUGGGGUAUUACGGUGGCCACGAUACCGGCGUAUUCUGUGAGAUUGGCCUGGUGGGAACGUGUACACCGACAACUGCAUGACCAUAUGCGUUGCUAUAUUCUCAACCAACAAGCUGCUCUACAACAGAAUGGUGAUCCUACUCCACCUCCCCCCACCUACGCUGACACUGAGAAAGCCCUGGCUUCGAGCAUCAUGGCCAUUAACGAGACCCCUCAUGGCCCGGGAGGACUAGGAGUAACUCCCAAUAUGAUGGUUCACAGUAACGGUAAUGCUAUGUUGCCCAACUCACUCGUUCUCAACGACACCAACUCUGAUGAGGCCUCCCACUACGUCAAGCGACUAAUUCUCACUCCGAUCACCGAUGAGACAACUGUCCAACAACUCCGUCAAGGCAUGGCACUAUCACUCCAACAGUACCUACGACUAGCUCGACUACCUGACCUCAAACGCCAUGAUGGUCCUACAAGGUAUCAGGUACCCAUCGACCAUCCUUCAAGUCGUCUCAAAUCUGGUGAUCCUUGUUUCUACUGGAGACCCCGUGCUCACAAGCUAUCCUCCAGCUGGUUACCCGCAACUUUCAUUGCCCGACUUCCCGACACCAACUUCGCAGUUCUGGAGAAGCCCAGUGGUCAGCGUAUAACUGAGUAUUUCUUCAAUGUUAUGUGUAUCCGCACCUCCGAGGAGUUAUCCACCGCUGCUUCUACUACAUCCUAA
Perkinsus marinus ATCC 50983 is the source of this 3672-nucleotide messenger RNA. RefSeq lists its product as hypothetical. Gene Ontology annotation, molecular function: nucleic acid binding; aspartic-type endopeptidase activity. Gene Ontology annotation, biological process: DNA integration; proteolysis. The transcript is spliced from 2 exons. Bases 1 to 3672 code for a protein of 1223 amino acids. The record is from RefSeq and is a predicted model, not a curated record. NCBI's taxonomy places the organism in Eukaryota, Perkinsozoa, Perkinsida, Perkinsidae.